AUGGGAGUACCAGGGCCAAAGUUUGUGGAAACGGGUGGCUUUAUGGGCGUACACCACGACUACACCGUGGAGGCCACCAAAAAAUACGGCCGGGUAUAUGGCACCUACACAGUGUCCCAAAAGUCCCUAGUUGUCAAUGAGCCCGAUUUACUCCGGGACAUAAUGACCAAGGACUUUCACAUAUUUCCCGAUCGCAAGCACUUCCAUUACGGCUCGUCUAAGAUCGACAAAAGUCUGUUUUUUAUGCCCGGAGGGGACGGUUGGAAACGGCAGCGCUCUAUACUGUCGCCGGUGUUCACGUCGGGUAAACUGCGGGCAAUGAUGGCUCACAUAUCGGGCAUUUCCGACGGUUUGGUCACCAAUUUGAGUGAAUACGAGAAAAAAGGUCAAACGGUAGAUAUGCGCAAGUACAUCGGUGCGUUCGCCAUGGACGUGAUCAGCGCCUGUGCCUAUGGUAUAAACCCUCAGUCCAUCAAUAACCCCAAUCAUCCCAUUGUGAGCAACGCUAAGAAAAUACUGGGUGUCGACGCCGGGUUGCAUCAAAUCAUAUCCGUAAUGAUCCCGCGAUUGGGAAAACUCCUAAACUUAGAGCCCUUUGACAUCAAAGCCGUCGACUAUUUCGAUGGACUCACGAACCAAAUACUCAGCGAAAGGAAAGUUAGCAACAAAUACACGACAACUGAUAAA
Molecule: messenger RNA, 687 nt
Organism: Oppiella nova
Lineage: Eukaryota; Metazoa; Arthropoda; Arachnida; Sarcoptiformes; Oppiidae
Source: the annotation of a GenBank genome assembly